Messenger RNA from Ictidomys tridecemlineatus (thirteen-lined ground squirrel), 5513 nucleotides. RefSeq names its product beta-1,4-N-acetyl-galactosaminyltransferase 3 (gene B4galnt3). Gene Ontology annotation, cellular component: Golgi cisterna membrane. Lineage: Eukaryota; Metazoa; Chordata; Mammalia; Rodentia; Sciuridae. The record is from RefSeq and is a predicted model, not a curated record. Gene Ontology annotation, molecular function: acetylgalactosaminyltransferase activity.
CCGGGGGCGGGGCUUCGGCGGAGGCGGGACAGGUGGGGUGUGAGGUAGUGCCCAGAGCCGGGAGAAACAGCCAGAGCUGGAGGAGGAGAGAGGAAAGGAAGGCGACGGGCGGGCACCUAGGGAAGCCUCCUUCUGGGCAGCUUGUAAGAGCGAGCGAGCGAGUGAGCGAGCGAACGAGGAGGGAGGGCAGCAGCGAGCUUGCGACAAGGAGAGGCGUGGAGUGGAGAGCUGAGCCUUGAGGACACUCAGUGGAGGAGGAGGAGCCGGGCUUUGCUGUGGAGGGAGACCUUCGAGGUGCCCGCGCAGCCUGAGACCCCUGGCUCACAGAGCAUGAACAGGAGCCCCGCUGGAGAGCGGCCGGGGAAGACGGCCUUGGCGCAGCCCUGAGACGCUGGGCUGGGGCUGGGGCUCCGGGCGCCCUAGGCGCUGGGCCCGGCCGGGGGGCGGAGGCUGGGUGGGGAGCAGCCCGCGCUGGCGGCGGCCGCCUCGGCGCAGCGCCAUGGGGAGCCCCCGGGCCGCGCUGCUCCUGCUGCUCCUGCGCCCGGUCAAGCUGCUGCGGAGGCGCUUCCGGCUGCUGCUGGUACUCGCGGUGGUGUCCGUGGGGCUCUGGACUCUGUAUCUGGAACUGGUGGCGUCGGCCCAGGUCGGCGGGAACCCCCUGAACCGGAGGUAUGGCAGCUGGAGAGAACUGGCCAAGGCUCUGGCCAGCAGGAACAUCCCAGCUGUGGAUCCCAAUAUUCAAUUCUACCGUCCCCAGAGGCUGAACCUCAAGGACCAAGAAAUUGACCAAAGUGGGAACAGUAACAACAGCUACUUGAGGUGGAACAAACCCGUACCCUGGCUCUCAGAGUUCCGUGGCCGCGCGAACCUGCAUGUGUUUGAGGAUUGGUGUGGCACUUCCAUCCAGCAGCUCAGGAGGAACCUCCAUUUCCCACUGUACCCGCACAUCCGCACGACCCUGAGGAAGCUGGCUGUGUCUCCCAAGUGGACCAACUAUGGCCUCCGCAUCUUUGGCUACCUGCACCCUUUCACUGAUGGGAAAAUCCAGUUUGCCAUUGCUGCAGAUGACAACGCUGAAUUCUGGCUGAGCCGUGACGACCAGGUCUCAGGCCUGCAGCUGCUGGCCAGUGUGGGCAAGACUGGAAAGGAAUGGACGGCCCCUGGAGAGUUUGGGAAAUUUCGAAGUCAAAUUUCCAAGCCAGUAAGCCUCUCAGCCUCCCACAGGUACUACUUUGAGGUGCUACACAAGCAGAACGACGAGGGCACCGACCACGUGGAGGUCGCGUGGCGAAGGAAUGACCCUGGAGCCAAGUUCACCAUAAUUGACUCCCCUUCCCUGUCCCUCUUCACAAAUGAGACCAUCCUAAGGAUGGAUGAGGUAGGUCACAUCCCACAGACAGCAGCCAGCCACGUGGGCUCCUCCGACCCCCUUGCCAGAGAUGAGCAGCCUCCUGCUGACAUGCUUCGGCCUGACCCUCGGGACACCCUCUAUCAAGUGCCUCUGAUCCCCAAGUCCCAUCUCCGCCACAUCCUGCCUGAUUGUCCCUACAAACCUAGCUACUUGGUGGAUGGGCUCCCUCUGCAGCGCUACCAGGGCCUCCGCUUUGUUCAUCUGUCCUUUGUUUAUCCCAAUGACUAUACCCGCCUCAGCCACAUGGAGACCCACAAUAAAUGUUUCUACCAGGAAAAUGCUUAUUACCAGGACAGGUUCAGUUUUCAGGAGUACAUCAAGAUUGACCAGCCAGAGAAGGAGGGGCCCAAGCAUCCAGGUUUUGAGGAGGACCUUCUAGAAGAAUCCCAGUAUGAAGAAGUGGCAGAGGAGACCCCUGCCUCCCAGGACCAGGAUACCAGGAUACGAGAGGGAAAACAAACGGUUGCCUCUGUCCCCGGCCAGGAGGUCACUGACUACCGCCUCCGAAGCCUGCGGAAGCUCCUGGCUCAGCCUCAGGGGGCCCCACUGCCUCCCAUUUCCAAGCAUAACUCCACUGGUCCCUUCCCAGUGAGAGCCAGUGACAUCCCAGUCCUCUCACCGGCGAAGAGGAAGAGAAAACCUAGCCCUGAGCCCAGCCGAGAUUCACCUCAUUCUGACAAACGGGCCCCUGGGAACCUGCCUCAAAUUAAGAGACCCAGGCCCACUGGUGACCAACCCCAGAAAGCUCUAGAGCAGUCCCAGUGGCUGAACCAAGUGGAAUCCUACAUUGCAGAGCAGAGAAGGGGUGACAGGAUGGAGCCUCUGGCCCCGAAAUGGGGUUGGCAUGGAGAGGAGGAAGUGGUGGCGGCUGCAGGCCAGGAAGGACAAGCGGAGGGAGAGGAAGAGGGGGAAGAAGAAGAGGAAGAGGAUAUGAGUGAGGUGUUCGAAUAUGUACCUGUGUUUGACCCAGUAGUAAACUGGGACCAGACCUUCAGUGCCCGGAAUCUCGACUUCCAAGCCUUGAGGACGGAUUGGAUUGACCUGAACUGUAACACAUCUGGCAAUCUGCUACUUCCAGAGCAGGAGGCCCUGGAGGUCACCCGGGUCUUCUUGAAGAAGCUCAACCAGAGGAGCCGGGGGAGGUACCAGCUGCAGCGCAUUGUGAAUGUGGAGAAGCGUCAGGAUCAGUUACGUGGCGGUCGCUACCUCUUAGAGCUUGAACUACUAGAACAAGGCCAGCGCCUGGUGCGGCUCUCCGAGUACGUGUCCACACGAGGCUGGCAAGGUGUUGAUCCAGCUGGUGGGGAGGAGACGGAGGCCCGGAAUCUGCAGGGCCUGGUCUGGAGUCCACACAGACGUCGGAGACAUGUCCUGAAUGCCCGGGAUCCAGAGCCCAAGCUUUGCUGGCCCCAGGGUUUCUCAUGGAAUCACCGAGCUGUGGUCCACUUUGUCGUGCCUGUGAAGAACCAGGCACGCUGGGUGCAGCAGUUCAUCAGAGACAUGGAGAACCUGUUCCAAGUCACCAGUGACCCACACUUCAACAUCAUCAUCACUGACUAUAGCAGUGAGGACAUGGAUAUUGAGACAGCUCUCAAGAGAUCCAAGCUGCGGAGCUACCAGUAUAUGAAGCUCAGUGGAAACUUUGAACGCUCAGCUGGACUUCAGGCUGGCAUAGAUCUGGUGAAGGACCCACACAGCAUCAUCUUCCUCUGCGACCUCCAUAUCCACUUCCCUGCUGGAGUCAUCGAUACCAUCCGGAAGCACUGUGUGGAGGGCAAGAUGGCCUUUGCCCCGAUGGUGAUGAGGCUGCAUUGCGGAGCCACCCCGCAGUGGCCUGAGGGCUACUGGGAGGUGAAUGGAUUUGGGCUGCUUGGCAUCUACAAGUCAGACCUAGACAAGAUCGGGGGCAUGAACACUAAGGAGUUCCGAGACCGCUGGGGUGGAGAAGACUGGGAGCUGCUGGACAGGAUCCUCCAAGCAGGCCUGGAAGUGGAGCGUCUUUCCCUCAGGAAUUUCUUCCAUCAUUUCCAUUCCAAGCGAGGCAUGUGGAACCGACGCCAAAUGAAGAUGCCGUAGUCCCUGGAGCCACGUGCAGCUCCUUGACUUGCUGUUGUUCCCCAGCGCCCCUGCUCGCUGCUGGAGAAGGGGAGGGCAGGGGGGCAGAAGCGAUGGCUAGGCCCCGAGAGGCCUCAGAGCCAAUUCCCCUUUCCACUGGGAGCUGUCCCCUCAUGCAGAGACAGGUGCCAAGACUCCUCUGCCACUCAAUCAACAGAGAGAGAACGGCUCCUGAGACAGACGGGGCAGCCAGGUCAAGGAAGGAUAGCCCUGCUUGAGCAAUACUGUUGUUAUCCAUGAAGGUGCAUUCCAGUCACCCGCCCCCCCCAUGCUCCUCUUGGGAGUAUUGGCCAUUGAAACUGGAAACUUCUGCUGGACAUAUUUUAAUGGGGGGUUUAUUUUUUUAACCAGAGAACCAAAACUGCUGUUCAUUCCCAGCAUUGACUGUGAAUGGGGUGGAGUUGUACAUUGAAGGAGUAAUCCCAGUCGCAGAUCCCAGAUCCAUUUGUGUGUAGAGAUGUGUCCCUAGGGCACUGUCCCUUCCAGAGGUGCUGGCCACACGUGGAGCAGGUCUAGCUCUAGCCCAGGCUUGUGCCUUUAAACACACAUACAUUUCUCCUGGUAGCCCCUGAACCGCAGGCCGGCGGUGAGGGCAUUAACCUCAUCCCUCCAGGUGGCACUAACUUCAGACCAGAAGCACAGAACUGGCAGCCAGGUCCAGGUACAAAGGUGGGGUUGGGAGAUCGGGAACUAAUGAGCAUUGGGCUUACCUUGCCCAGUGUUGGACAUAUGAGCCAUGCAGAACCCACAAGAUGAAAAAGACCAGAGACGGAUGCCCCUUCCCUUCCCAGCUCACCUGUGAGAUAAGGCCUCUGGAGAGGGUAGAGAGAGGCCAGCCAAGAGGAUGUGGACGUAAUCCAUCAACUUUGUGUAGAUGAGAAGAGGAGGCAGAGAUCAGGCAGAGAGGGAUGGAAAGGGAAGUGGAAAACUUGAAUCCCAGAAGCCCAGCUCCCCUAUGAAUUUGCCCUCCUGCAGGGAGAGCCCCAGCUGCUUGUCCCUGAGGGGAAGACGAGGAAGGGGUGUGGGUGAAACCUCAGACCUCGAGACAGGAAGUGGGCAAGGCAAGAGGUGUGGGAAGCUGAGGAUAUUGUCCUGAAAGGUAUCUUCCCCAAGGGUUGGGGGAGCAGGAGGAACUGAAAAGUAAAGCAGUUUCAGGGAAAAUCACCCUUGGCCUUUUCAGUCUGCGACCACCCUUUAUGUCACCUGAUGAUCAUGCACUUAUCUUGCACUAAUAAUCCCCGGGUACUUUUGUGGCUGGGGACUUUUCUACUGCUGCUGUUAAAUUCACCAAUGGUGCAUUGGAUGCUGGAUCUUGAACUCCAGAGUCUGUGGACGGAGCUGAGCACAGGGCCUCCCUGUUGGGAGGUGCAGCAGGGCCCAGGAGCUCAAUGCUGUGACAGUCUACAUCACAACGUUCAGAGCUAGGGUCUACCUGGUGGGCUCUGCAUUCACCAAGAGCAAAACCGUGGCAUGUGGGAGGAUGGAGCCCAUUGAGAACCUUCUGGACUUUGGAGAGAAUCCUGCCUUCCUCUAAGGAAUCAAGAAGGACAGAGACGUUUCGUUAAUAGGCCGUGGCUUGUAUGCCAUACCUGCCCCCCUGGGAUGUGGCUUUUACUGGUCCCUGCUCAGGACUGUACCCUCUGGAAAGGACCACAUAGGAGGUAGGCUAGGACUGCAGUUGGCUGAUUGGGGUGCCAGCUUUCGUUUUAGGGCCACUCUUAUCCUUGGCAUUGCACUGGAGGCAACAGUCCCAACAGCCCUCUUUAUCCACCUCUCCUAAGGACCAGGAGCCAGCCCAGCCUUCCCUGCCCUGCCCACACCCCUCUGUCCUUGGGCCAGUGCCUUGUGUUUGAUGUCUGUUACCUCCCCACCAUCUGCCUUAAUGAGAAGGGCCGGACAUGGCCCCUACUCUGUAGAGAAAUGUCUUGGGUGAGGGGAGGGAGUGGGUGAAGGGAGGGAAAGCAUUAAAUACAGCAUCUUCUUAGAA